This is a messenger RNA of Oncorhynchus keta (chum salmon), 6730 nucleotides long. Its product is annotated as ankyrin repeat and fibronectin type-III domain-containing protein 1-like. NCBI's taxonomy places the organism in Eukaryota, Metazoa, Chordata, Actinopteri, Salmoniformes, Salmonidae. Gene Ontology annotation, molecular function: protein binding. Gene Ontology annotation, biological process: regulation of establishment of bipolar cell polarity; establishment of mitotic spindle orientation. The record is from RefSeq and is a predicted model, not a curated record. The coding region runs from base 2170 to 5598 and encodes 1142 amino acids. The transcript is spliced from 18 exons. Gene Ontology annotation, cellular component: spindle.
CGUCCGGAGCAGGUUCGCUUGACGGUGAGAAGGGAAAAUUCAUGAAAGUGGAUUAACCGGAUUGAGAGGGAUGAGUGAAUUCCGAUUGCUAUCUUCAUUUUAGGAUUCAUUUCUUUACUUUUAAUUGACGCUUUCGUGGUGAUUGUGGUGUAUGUGACAAGGGGAAGCAGGGGCUUACAUCUACGGAAGGUAUUGUUUUGUAUACUUUUAAUCUAACAUAUUUACCUGCCUAAUAAUUCAUAAUACAACACAAAACCAGGUUAUUACAGGAGCCAUAGGAUUCGAUUAGAUUAUUGCAAUAGGGUAUAAAAUGUUCUUUAUUUUUAAACUCAUUUUUAAUUUGACACUGUUUGUAAAUUCGUUUGUAUUCUAUGUGCAUGCUGAAUAUGAUGUUGUGCAUUCUAUUCUAGUUGGAUCAUUUUCUAAACUUUCAUUAACUCAAACAAUGUGCAUUUAUUACAUUGGCAUAACUGUUGCAUUUGCGGUUUGGCUGCUGUCAGAUGCUUGUGUAAUGUUUCAGGGGUGUUUCAUUCAUUAUCUGUAUGUAUACAGAAUCUUCCAACGUUUCCUUAUUUGGUUCACGCAAUUAUUGCGUUUCUUUCGAGUAACAGCAUCACUUCCUGAUGCCAGGUAUGAGUCAUAGGAUAUUUCUGUAUUGACUUACUGUGAAACAUUGCUUUGUCUGUUAUCAAGCAAAUGCUUAGGCCUACAAAAAAGCCACAACAGAAUGGAAUACAUUUAUAAUAAUUACAUAAUCUGCAUACAAAUAUGUUAAUGCUAUUUAAUUGGAGCAUCAAUAUCAACUCAAAUUACUGAAUGUCAAUUGUUGUUUCCAUGAAGUCUUUUUGUCCAGUGAUUGGCAUCUGUUGGCACCUCCAUACAGCAUAGACAAUAAUCUCUUCACUAAACCAGUUUCACAGAUACAGAUCGACACUUUCCAUAAGAGAUGAAAUGCACAAUGAACAAACAAUAGAACUGAAUCUACCAAUAACAGUGAGGUCUCACCCUUAUCUUUUCCCUAUGCGUGAACAGGCAGUGCAGGUGGUAAGAGGAGUGAGGGAUUGUUAUGUCACAAGUGGGCAUAUAAAAGGUACAGAAUGCCAGCUGGGGACACCAGGCGCCUUCGUGGCCACAGGAAAGUGCCACAGUACCAGUACAAGCUUAGGGAGUUUUCCUUUUCUCUAGGAGACACAACGUAGUUUUUUUAUUUUAAUUUUAUUUUAAUUUUACCUUUAUUUAACCAGGUAGGCUAGUUGAGAACAAGUUCUCAUUUACAACUGCGACCUGGCCAAGAUAAAGCAUAGCAGUGUGAACAGACAACACAGAGUUACACAUGGAGUAAACCAUUAACAAGUCAAUAACACAAUAGGAAGAAAAAAAGGGGAGUCUAUAUACAUUGUGUGCAAAAGGCAUGAGGAGGUAGGCGAAUAAUUACAAUUUUGCAGAUUAACACUGGAGUGAUAAAUGAUCAGAUGGUCAUGUACAGGUAGAGAUAUUGGUGUGCAAAAGAGCAGAAAAGUAAAUAAAUAAAAACAGUAUGGGGAUGAGGUAGGUAAAAAUGGGUGGGCUAUUUGCCGAUAGACUAUGUACAGCUGCAGUGAUCGGUUUGCUGCUCAGAUAGCAGAUGUUUGAAGUUGGUGAGGGAGAUAAAAGUCUCCAACUCCGGUGAGUGUUUGGGACGCGGUGAUUCAGACGGUUAGCAGGCCUGUGCUAACAAGCUAACAGUUAGUAGGCCAAUCAGAACAUGGUCAUACAGACAUGAAGAUUGAAUGUGGCUUUCAUUUCCAUUAGAAUGAUGGUUGAGGGGAAAUGGGUGAGGGAAAAGGAGUGAUGACAGAGAGAUGGAGUCAUGGCAUCUCUUGCCAGGGAUGUAUUUUGUGUCUGAAUAACACUAUGAUGUAGAUGGAAGUAAGUGGAAAGCUGAGGAGUUGAAAAAGGGCAGAAGAGAGAGAGAGAGGAUGGAAGAGAGUGUAGUGACUGAGGAGAGAAAAUAAAAGUGAAAGAGAGCAUUUUGUUCAAAGCAACAAAAAGGUCUCGGGGGGCUUUCGGAAGGAAAGUGUGCAGCUGGAUUAUGAAGACAGUGAACUGUUCAGGACACAAUGCUGCUGGUUUUUCCUGUCUGAAAAGAGGUGAAGAGGAAUAGACAAUUAUCCAUCACUAAUUCCUCUAAUGCACCUCUUCCUGUUUCACACCCCCUUCAUCCUCCCUUCUUCCCCCUCUCCCUCCCCGUGUACCGUUCCUCUCUUGACGCUGUCUCUCUGUGACCUCUCCAUCAUCCAUCCACCUACUUCUCUUUUGUUCCAACCCUGUAACUCCCGUAUCCCGCUGUGCACACUCUCUACCAAUUGUGUGUGUGCCAUCUAUUGUAUGUCUGUGUCGGUGAGAAACCCGCCACAGCGGCGGCGCUCUCUGGGUCCCGUUUUGCCUAAACGCAUCUACAGAAACCUGUCGGUCAGGCUGAGGGGCGGAGAGUCCUCUUUUUCCGGAGAGGCAGACAUGCCGAAACAUCCAUGCAAGGCCACUCACACAUAUCAGAACCUGUGGGAGGCGGUGGAGAAGGAGGACACCCUGGCGGUGCAGAGCCUGCUAUGCAGGGACAGAGUGUGUGGCGGAGGAGGAGGACGGGAUAAAGAGAAGAAAGAGAAGGACUGGGAAAGAGAGAGGGAGAAAGGUGUAAACAGAGUGAGUGAGCAGGGCCUGGUACCUCUGGACGUGGCUGCUCUAACCCAGAACUCCCCUCUGCUGCACGUGUUGACAAAGGCAGGAGCCAGACACAACCCCGUCUUGUGUCUUCCAGCAGAGUGGUUCUGCAAGCUGGAUGCCCUGGUGAGGUUGGCCGACAGGCAGGUGGAGGACAGGAGGGAGGAGCUACUGGGUGGAGCAGGGGCGGGGCCACAUGUGCAGGCCGACAUACAGAGGCAGCUCCACCUCUGGAGUCUGCGGCAGCAGCUGUACUGCAGGAUGAGGGAGAGCUUCCACCACACAGACCUCCCUGGCCCACCCAGUAGUGUGUCACUGUUUGUGACCAGUGCCUCUUCCCUGUUUGUGUCCAUUCGAGAGCCAAACGGUAUCGCCACUGGAUUGAUCACCCGCUACAGAGUGGAAUGGAGCAACUCUGCCAACUUCAAGAGUAUACUUGGCUCAGCCCAGGUGAUCGACACUAAGACCCCCAUCCACAGCAUCACAGGACUCACGGCAGGAAUGCACUACUUUGUGAGAGUGACCGCCUACAAUGUGAAGGGAUGGGGCCCGGCUCAGAGCUCCAGCCCAGUCAGUGCUGCCCCCUCCAGCUGGAGGGAGUGUAUGGGAGUGAAAACUCCAAGCAGGAACAAGGAGGCUCUAGUCCGGAGACUGUUGGAGCAGACCAGAGAGCCACACUACAAGGGAUACUGUAUAGAGACCUGCAAGCCCCAGAGCCCCAGUAAGCGCCUGUCUAUGUCUCGCAGCCUGAAGCUGCUCUUCCAGUCUGCCACCAAGUUUGUCCGUCUCCUACAGAGGGGUGUAUACCUGGCAACUGUGUUCUACAGAAAGGAAAAAAUCCUGGUCACAGCAGAUGACCAGCUCCCAUUGGUGGAGAUCCAGUGCUGCUCCACCUCCGUCUCUCAGGACUUCCUUUGGUUUGCCAAGUUGUCCUGUGCGUGGCAACAGGUGCCCUGGCUCCAGCAGGCCCUCUCCUCCGCUCUCUCUUCCUCUUCAUCACUACUUCAGAACAGGCACAAUAUCUUGCAGGCUGUAGCACAACUACAGUCCUCUCUGGGGACAGUAGACUUGGGGCAGGUGUACUAUGAGCCUCUGAAGGACAGGCAGGGUAAUGUCCUGCUGGUGACAGUGAAGGAUUGUGCGGCCCACACAAAACCCCCGGACCUCCCUCUCCACUGGGUCCCCCUGGCCUGGCUGGAGAAGAACCGGAGCAGGACCCCUCUACUCCCAGAGCCUACUGCCAUGGACACCCUCACAGAGCAGCUCAAGGAGAAGCUGUCCUUCCACAGACGCAGUGUCCAGUGGGCCCAGCCGGGCCUGUACGUGGGCAUCUUGAAGCUGUGCAGCACAGUGGAGCAGAUCAGGGUGCUAGUGCCCCAGAGGCUGCCCAACCUGCUAUGCCACGCCAGAGUGCGCCAUAUUCCCCAUGUGUCCCGAGAUGAAUGGGCGUGGUUACAAAGCCACAACAUGUUAACAGCCAAUGAGGACACAGAGGGUGAGGAUGAGACCUCGAUGGACAGCUCUGGGCUGGGGGACUUUGUGAGGUCACUCAGGGCCGCUGUCACUCUCCUGUUGACAAAGCUCAACAUCCCCCUCUACAGGGCGUAUCAGUAUGGUGUUUACACUCAGGAGCUGCUGCAGUUUGGGGAUAAGAUGUCCAUGCUGCUCCUGCUGCCCCCUAGUGAAGACUUCAGUUCUAGCUACUGGCCCCUAGUGGGCACCAAGGAGACAGGCCUCACAAUGCCACUGCAGAUCUUUGAGCUGGUGCACUUCUGGACAUACGAGCAAGACUUCCUGUCUCAGUACUGUCAGGUCUGGGUUCGGUUGGAGCUGGACACUCAUCUGUCCCAGCAGGCUUUGAGAGAAGCUUUGGACACGAAGGAGGUGCAGGAGGCCAGAGACCGCCUUGGUCACAUCACUCAGCUCUCACAGAGUCUUGAGGUGGUGUGGCGUGAGGCCCGGUGGAUCAUGGAUGUCCUGCAGUGUGUCCGCUCUAAACAGUGGGUGGGGGCGGUGCCUCUGGGCCUGGUCAUGGGAGGAGACCCACCUGCCCGCCCAGACGAUGAGGAGGAUGACAGGCCUACCACCAGAGUCUGGCCCCAGCGCAUACUCCCUCAAAAGAAAAUAUCAGAGAGCAUUACCUGUACUGUUACAGAUGUUGGUGUCAGCAGUGGGAUUUCUGAGCCAAUAUGUAUCCCGGGGGUCCAUGAAAAGGCUGUGGGUUUAAUUGAGGGGGCUAGCAAAGGGGGGUACCCCGUGGACCUCAGUGCCCAACAUCCUGUUGUGGUGUUCAACAGCCUGGAUCAGUCAGGAGUUGGAUUCGACAUUGUGGCCCAAUCAGAAGUGGUAUAUCAUAACAUUAUGGCCCAAACAGAAGUGGCAGAUCAUGACAUUGUGAACCUGCCAGCUGCCUACAGUGGAGAACUGGAGUAUCCUCACAGUUUUGUCAGUGAUGUGAUCCCACCUCUACCAGAGCUGGACAUCAUCUUCCCCACACUGAGUCUGAUAGAUGAAGAGAGGGAGGAGGACCCUGUACCUGGGAGGAUGGAUAUGCUUGACAGUUUAAGUCUUGGAGUCGGUGAAAGCGAGGCUUUCUUUGGACUAAACUCUGACUUGAUGAGGGGACCUAAGGGUUGCUCUCUCUCUGAUGUGCAUCAUGAUACGAACUCACUGACAGCAGGCCUUAGUUUAGGAGACAGAACCUGUGCAGACACACUUUUCUCAGGUCAUUUAGACGGGCUGGCCACAUCUGCCCCUCUUCCCAUUGUGAGGACCACACCUGCCCAGAGCUGGGAUUUACCUACAGAGGACACUAUGAUACAUGCUGGCAACAGGGGGGGCAGCAUGCCAGCCAGGAGCCAGGUUGAGUGGGAGAACUCCUCUAACCAGGCAUCCUGAUGUAUCCAGAUAUUAUUAGAACUGAACAUUACACCGAAAUACAUUGCACUUACUCAUCGUGCCUCUCGAAGAAUUUGACAACCAAUUCUCAACUAAUUCUUAAUAUCCUUUCAGUGCCUUUAAGAGAGUUUGGCAAACGGUGGGAUAUUCAUGGUUGUUUCCUCAUCCCAUUAUCUGACUCUCUGUAGUUGUUCCAGUGGUGAUAUAAAAGGCCUGUCUCCAAGAGGCCCGAUAGACAUGUUCUGUGCUUCUGUAUGCGAGAUGUCUCCCUGUUGCAACUUGUAUUCAACUGAAUUGAUGUAUGAUUGUCUAUAUCCACAACUGCUAUUCUCUUUUGUUCAAUGUAAAAUACUCUUUACCGUAUUGUGCUCUAUUAACCUGUUGCACUUUGGUCCUUAUAAUACACAACAAGCUAGUUGCAACGAACAUUGUUGGAAGGAUUGGACCAAGGUGCAGCGUGGAAGGCGUUCAUCAUGUUUAUUAAUGUGAACCAGCAACAAAACAAUAAAGAGUAACAAAACGAAUGUGCAGCUUUGGACUGCAAAAAGGCUACAUUAAAAAAACAAGAUCCCAAACACAACAGGUGGAAAAAAGGCUGCCUAAAUAUGAUCCCCCAAUCAGAGACAACGAUAGACAGCUGCCUCUGAUUGGGAACCAUACUAGGCCAACCUAGAAACGAAAAACUAGAUUGCCCACCCAAGUCACACCCUGACCUAACCAAAUAGAGAAAUAAAAGGAUCUCUAUGGUCAGGGCGUGACACUAGUCUACAGUAAAAUCAGUUGAAUGGUUUAUCUUUAUGAAAUGACCAAAUCAAAUAUUUUCUGCUGUAUUUGUGUUGUUCCACAUUUUAUUUCUAAGACGAAAGUUAGUUAUCUUUUUUUACAUUUUCCUUUUCAGAAACGUGUGUGUAUUUGAGAAGGUUACACAGGCCAACUGGGUAUUAAGGUGAAGAUAUGUGCGAGGAUAUCAAUUCAAAAUGCCAAUAUUAAAGGUCCAAUGCAGCCAUUUUUAUCUCAAUUUCAAAUCAUUUCUUGGUAACAAUUAAGUACCUUACUGUGAUUUUUUUUUUCAAUUAAAAUAGUAAAAAAAAUAACAAAAACGAAGGAGAUUUUCUUAAGCAAGAAUUUUGCU